This is a messenger RNA of Podarcis lilfordi (Lilford's wall lizard), 9150 nucleotides long. NCBI's taxonomy places the organism in Eukaryota, Metazoa, Chordata, Lepidosauria, Squamata, Lacertidae. The record is from the annotation of a GenBank genome assembly.
ACUGGUAUGAAGGGAAAGCACAGCAAUGCUUGUAGGGGCCUACUGGUCACCACAAGACAGAGCAGACUGUCCCCUAUAAGAGCUCACUCUUGUCUAGACAAGAGUGCCACAGUCUUGGUGGGGGCCACAUACUUAUUUUACCAUUGUGUGCAAACUGCCCAGAUUCACCGAGUUCAAGUCCUCCAUUUGAAUGAUAGUCCCCAGGGUGUUUUUAGUAGAGGGGGAUUUGAACAGAAGGUCUUUGGAUAUUAUAAAAGGUAUAUGAUGUGGUAUACAUGUUUCAUUCACAAAAAUGGUCUCAUGGACCACAGAGAAAAGAAACAGUGCUCAGGAACCAUCAGCUUUUUAUAUGCAGAAAUGACAGUGAUUCUUCUAUCCACCGACUACAUCCCAUUCUUAGCUUAUAUCUUUCUCAGAGCUAUGGGCCAACAGGAAACGAGAAAGGAGGGGAAAACACUUUUAAAGCUAAGAUUUUGAUCAGAUUUAGGAUUUCAGGCUUUAAGAUUCCAUCAGACCUCUGUGACUCAUGAUGCAACCAAGAGAUGAAAAAAGCGGUGACCUUGUUGACAUCCUUAGCAUGGAACAAAAUUCCCUGUGGGAGUGCUUCAGUUAAGGGAGGAAGGAAGGAGCAUCUGUUAGUUAAUUUUAAGGGCAGAUCUGCAUGAGGGAGAAACUGCCUAUCCUUGUGGCAUAUCAAGGACUAAAACAAGAGGCCUGCCAUCCACUGCAGAGUGCUGCUGACAUCAAAGGCUACAGGAAAUGUUAUUAGAAUGAUAGGAUGCCAGAAUUAUUGAACAAUCCUUCUCUGAGACUCAGUCAGUGCUACAGAAAUUGGUGCAGGUCUUAAAUCCUCAUUACCUGUCUUUCUUGCACUCAGAAUGCAAGUGCAAAAUAGUAAUGAGAGCACCUGAGGAAGGCAGAAGGAAAAGAGACAGAGCUGUAAUUCAGUUAAACUAUUGCCUCUUCCAUUUACUCAUUGGGUGGCCUUAGGCAAGAUGAAAUUUGUUAGCCUCACCACCCCAAAAAGCUGGAAUAACAGGGCUGCAAGAGUGCUCCUGUGCAAGGUUCCAGCCAGUCUGCAUGCCCUCUUCCAGCUUACAACAUUUACUUGUUUACAGCACCCUUUACGCCAGUGUUUGACUAUAAAGGCUAUCAGAGUAGUUUACAAGAACAACAGCAAGAAGGCUGUUUUUACCCUCACCUGUACAGUCUAAAAGACAUGCCACACAAAGAAAGAAAGAUGAGGGAGGAGGGGGGAGGGGGAAAAGCUUGCUCAGGUGCCAGUUAAAGUUGCAGUAUUUAUAACAACCAUUCAAUUCUCUCCCUCGCUUUAGUUCACCCCCUGCCCACAUUUGUUUAUUUCUAUAAGCUUUAGAAUUUCAUAAUUAACUCCAUUUGGUUACAGAAGAGUCCACACUCUGAUAAAAAAAAAUCAGUAUGAAUAGAUAGGUGUAUUUUAUUAUCCAGUCUUAAGAGUUGGGGUAAAGCAGGUGCAGUGAACCUGUGGUCCUCCAGAUGUUGAACUACAGCUCCCAUCAUCCCUGACCAGUGGUCAAGCUAGCUGGGGCUGAUGGAGGUUGGAGUCAAACAACAUCUGGGGAGCCAUAGGUUUGCUACCCCAUUGUAAAGGUUAGAAUAGGAUAGCAUUAUAGAAAUUUAUAUUGCACCCUUCAGACAGAUCGCCAGGGCAGCUUACAAUACAAAAUCAAAAGUCUGAUUUUAGAAAAUGAUUAAAAUGUAUUUUAAAAAAAACAAACACACAAAACCCUACAUAUUAAAAGCAGUAGAAUCCAAAAUCUAAACUGAACAUAAGCAGAGGCCUGUGUCAGAUGUGUGAUUUCUGAUCUUUCUUCCAUUGCAGUCAAUGGCUGGUUCUGCACGGAUCCCCAAUGACAAGAAAACAGGUGGGAAGGCAGCGCCUCCUCAUUUCCUGUUCCAGCUGGCUGCAGCCCUGGACAACCCCACCAUCAAGUCACUGGAGGUAAAGGAUGAGUGCUGUAGUUAUGAGAAAAAGAAGGCAAUGCAGAUAGGACAGGAUAUCCUGUUUACAGACGCUGAGGACAUACCACAGGCUCGUAAAUCUGGGGAAAGUGAAGAUCAUGUUGCAGAAAUGUCUGGAGAGAAGCAUGUUAGGUAUAGUGCGGUGGUUAAUGUUGGACUUGGACCUGGGAAACAAGGGUUCACAUCCUCCCACUCAAGACAUAAAGCUCCCUGGCUGACCUUGGGCCAAUCACAGUCUCUUAGCCUAACCUACCUCUCAGGGCUGUGGAUGAUUGUCAGCUACCCACAUGAAGCACCAUGCUGCCUCUGUUAAGAACGGCUUGAGGGAAUUAACAAGCAGCAGCAGCCCUACAAAGAUAUUCCAUACGAACAAAGGAAGCUGCCUUUUAUAGAGUCAGGGUCAUUGGUCCAUCUAGCUUAACAGAGCCUACACGGACUGGCAGCAGCUUCCCAGAGUUUCUAUUGGGACAUUCCCAGUCCUAGCUGAAGAUGGCAGGGAUUGAACCAGGGAUCUUCUGCAUGAAAAGCAGAUGCCUCACUGCUGAGGCAAGGGGCCAUAGCUCAGAGGGAUUCAGUGCUCCACCUAGCAGUGCUGAGACAAGAACUCACUUGCUCAUAACUGUCUGACCGAGGAUGGUAACACAUGAAAAUGAUUAUUGAUCCCUCCCAAUAAUGGCUCUUGAUCCCUCCCAAUAGUGGCCCUUUGUUCCCCCAAAAGAAUUACUCCAGGGCCACCCCAUAAAGCUGAAAGCAUCCUCCAUUGGGUUUGCCCUUUAAAAAAAAUUAUAUGCCUUUUCUAGGCAGCCAAUCCCCGCAACAUCAGAAUAUGGCAGACGUUAAAUGUGCCUGGGUUUGGGAUUUUUUAGGUUUUUUUAACAGCCUCAUCAGGAUCUGGAGCCUUUCUCUCUGUGAUAUGGUGCCACUGAAAUUUUUCUCCCACUGCAAGAAGCAAGUUGUGCCUUUCAGAAUCAGAAACCCAUUGUUCUCUCCAGUGAUGCUACCUUGCUAGAGUUCUCCAAAUUUUGUUCAGGGGUGCAGGGUGUUUUAUUUUGUGUUUACUAUAAUACUGGGCUAAAGAAACAACCCUGACCAUCCAGAUGUUAGUGGACUCCGGCUCUCAGCAGCCCCAGCCAGCAUGCCCAGUGGUCUGAGGUCAGAACUGUAGUCCCAACAUAAUCUGUAACAGGACUAGUUCAGAUUUCCAGAGGGGGCCUUGGCGAGGUGGACCCAGCAAGAGGAUGGUGAAUAGUGGCAUGGCUGAGGCCCUUGGACACUGUACAUACUGGCCCAAUGGUGGUGCUGGGCCUGAUCUGGAGGGCCACAAGUUCCCCACUUUUGCCCUAUGACAACCAUGAUCUAUUCUGAAAGCACUUCCCUCUCUUAUAGAACUUAAGAGAUGUGGUGCCCAAAGGUGGCAGAUGACUUGCUUAAUAUGAAAUGCUGGAAGCUUCCCCUUCUUGUGGUCUCCAAGAAACCUCUGGAGGGAUCAUGAAACCAGGCUUUUGUUCUUGCCAUUGGCCUUCUCUACUGACUAUGUGCAUCUUCCCACAGUGGCAUGAAGAUGGGAAAGGGAUUCUUCUCCAUGCCAAGUUGUUUGAGGAAGAGAUCCAGAGGCACCAAGAGCUGUUUACAGAACUCAGGCAUCUGAAAUCCGUUCCUGUGCUCCAGGCCUGGCUAGCAACCUAUGGCUUUAAAGCAAGAAUGGUGAAGUAGGUCACGAUGGAUUUCCAUAUAUUUCCCACGGCAAAGAAGCAGAGCACAUGGGAGAAGGAACUGGGCUUCAGUUUUUAUCUCAAAUUAAAUGCAUCUAAAGUUAAAUGUUUAAGGAUGUCAGAAAGCAGAACUGAAAGAAACCUCUGCGCAGUAUGCUGGAUACCUGGCACUGGGCAAGAUGGAGCAAUGGCCACUAUAAGGCAGCUUCAUAAAUACCUCCCUCCCAUCUAUGUUCCGAAUGCUGCCCAGUGAACAUUUUUGCUGGUAGUCCUAGCACUGAUAAUGUAGCCUAGCAUUGCAAGGGAGGCAGCUAAUUCAGGGGGAAGAUGCUGGUGGCAACAGCACCACCACACCAUCCCUUCCAUGCCCCUCUGAUCCUUCUCGGCCUUUCCCUGACAUUAUGAUGACUGUCCCAUCUACCUGCCAAAGUUGGUCUGUGGAGCCAAAGUUUCCCACUCCUGUUCUAGUAAAUGGAGCCCAAGGCCUGUACUGGAUUGUGGGACACUCACUGGAACUAGAUCCCUUUCCCUUUGACUCCUCAGCCCUCUUGCAUCUUGUUUCUCCCCCACAGAACCGAUUCUGAAAUGCUUGUUUUCCAACAUGCCGAUUUCAAGAAGCUCCCUCCAAGGGUGGAGGAGACAGAGGGCCCCAAAAUGGAAGGUUCUCUUGUGCCCAAACAGUCCAAGAAAUCCAAGAAAAGGAAAAGCACACUGGAUAUCACUGUGGUCCCAGCUGCUAGCACAGCAGGCACAUUGCUUCCAGAGCCUACAGGUGUAGAGAGUGAGUGCAAAGAAAUGGGAAGUGACAAGCUAGGUUUUUUCAGUAUCAAGGCAUGAUUCCUGGUGGGGGAAGAGAGAUAUUGGAUGCAUCUGAGAUACUAGUUUCUACUUAGCGAUAUCUACAGUGAGAAUGACUGGCUUGUACAGAACGAUCAUAUUUCCCACAGCUAAUACUGACAAUCACCAGCACAGGUUGGUGGGCUUAGAGUUGAGGAAGUAGCAGUCCCUUAAAAGCUAUAUAUGUAUCUUACAUAGAAAAAGGGGACAGUUAGCUGCAGCUUUUCAAAACACUAGGAAAUCCUUCCGAGCUGGCCUCCAAGCAGGAUGGAUAUUACUUCUAACUUUAGCCCCAUGAUCCCAAACCAUCCCUAAUUCCCAGCACUUCUUGAAAAGUGCACAAACAGGCACCAGAAACAGGCAGCUGUGUGUCUGCUUGAACUCUUAAUAACUUCUUCAACUACAUUGCAAUAUAGGGGGAAUGAAAAUUCUGCUUCCCAAGUCCUUGUGCUAUAUUUAGGAAGACAUCAGUUCAUUCUCAAGGGGCAGAAAAAGUUCUUACUGCUCCAUCAAUGAUGUGAACCAAGAAGCCUGGCUGUUUGCUGGGGUAGCUGCAGAUAGAAGCAAGGUGUAGAGGGACAGACCAUCAUCUGCAAGAAAGGAAUGGGCUGAGGUUUAGGUACAACAUAUGUACACGUGUGUGUGUGUGUGUGUGUGUGUGUGUGUGUGUGUGUGAUUCUCAUCUCACCAACAGCCUUUGCCUUAGAAGCCAUCUAUCUUCCAGCAUUCACUGUCGUUAUUUGUAGGAAAGUCACAGCGUCUGCGUCCCUUAUACCAAUAUAUCAACUAUGAUAACCCAGAGAUGAACAGCCCCUCAGACAAACAGUGUGACCUGCCUCCGCUGGAAGUGCAUUCUGCUCUAGAGAAUAAGACAGGCCCAUUGGAAGCAAGAAUAACUCCACUCAAAGGUAACAGGUUGGGAACAAAAAAGGGAGCUUCAUAUGCUCCUUCCUCACAAAUCCAAUACCACAACAAGGGUUGGAGUAGAACAAUGGGUUCAGCUGAACUUGGAGCUGUGAGAGACCAAUGAAACAGAUGAACCUGCUAUUUUAUGUGGUGUCCAGAACUCCCUGUUUAUUUUUAGUCAAAGAAUUCCGAGAGCUUCUAUUGUGGGCUCAGAAAGCCACAGGUCCGCUAUCACACUGCUUCUGCAUACCUGCUCAUGGGACAGGACAAUGGUUCAUAUUGACUAUUUUUUUGUUGCAGAAGACAAAGGAAAAGAGCUGAGAAUUCCGACAAGUGCCACUUCGGGAGCUGCAGCAAAGGCUGAAGUAGACAAAUCUACUCAGGUGGACAUUGAUAAGAUGCUCAGCGUCUGUGCGGCUCACCUAGUCCCACCACUGUCGCCACAGCACAAGUAGCAACAUCUAACAGAAUGCUGAGCUACUCCUCCAAGAGACAAGGCCUGAGACAGAGUCAUUUUGCUAGAUGCUCCUUUAUGCUACCAAUUGUAUUUCCCCAAAUGUUGAUUAUAUUAAGGUGUUAAGUGUUUGCAUUGUCUCCUCACUUGCCUCUAAAACAACAACGGCGGUAUACCCUACCUCCAUUUUAUCCUUUACAAAUAUACUCAGUCUGGCAACAAUAUAUCUCAUCUGUGCUGGAAGGUGGUGAAAGAGAAUAAUAAUUGGACAUUUGUGCCUCUUCCCCUCUUUAAACUGGCUAUAUUUGCAUUCCAUCGAAGGAAAAGGAAGAGCACAUAACCUCCCCCCGCCAAUAACAAUAACAGUAACCAGAAAAUGAAAGACUUACAAAAUGGGAAGUGGUGAGUAUCAUACUGCUCUUUGCCACUAAAAGAAAAAGAGAAUUCACAUCAAAGAAAGAGCCUUCAUUAAAUUAUUUUUCUAUCUUUUCAUGUUUGCAUGAAAACCCAAUCAAACAUUUCCAAUGGCUUAUCUAGUGUGGACCUCCUUAUCUUCACAGGUCUUGACAAAGCAUUUAAAUUCUCAAAUUCCACAUAUUGUAAACAGAAAGUUGGGAGGUUCCCUUACUCUAGAAUUUGGACUUUUCCAGUACAAAACACUGUCCACACUGUCUUUUGUUAGUCCAGUUGUAUAAAACCAACAUCUGCAACUAGAAUUAAGGAUACAGCUGUUUUGGUUAAAAAUAAAUUUAAAAGCUCAGAAUAGAAAAAUAGGGUGUUUUCCACAGGGAAGAGAAAAACAGCUGAUCUAGUUCUUGAUUUUAUCUAUUUUUAGUUUUUCUUCCAUAAUGUUACCAUUUACAAAAACACAAGAAAGGUUGCUUAUUAAUGCUUUAUAUUAAUGUACAGGAUUAAAACCUAGUAGGAAAAUGAAGUAGGAAAACAAUAAAAACAUUCAAGUAAACAGUAUUAUUUAUACAAAAAUUAGCUACUGCUUCUCAGUGUCAGCCUAGUGAAGAGCAGCUCUGAGAUCUGGUAGUUGUGCACUAUGAUCUGCUACGCAAGAAGCACCACAGCUCCCACAGGAAACAAGUCAGGACAAGGGAUAGGGAACAUUGACCAGUGUUCGAUUAAAUCAACUACCCCUGUCAGCAUGCAGCUGAAAACAGCAACUGAAUAUUCCUUUUCUUAUCAACUUCAUAUCCCUUGACAGAUGGAAUACCUGCUUCAUUAAACAACAAUCACUGACUUAGAUUUGGCUUCUGUGCUACCAAGCAAUCAUUGGCGGCAUUUGGCAGCACUGAGCAGGGCAAGAGAGAAUGCAGGAAAAGAAGUGCAAGAGGCCUUCAGUCUCUGCUAUGGGAAAGGAGCACCAGCACGUGCAAACAGCAGGUGAAUGCCACACAGCACUCAACUGACUUCUAGAACAGCUAGUCUCAAAGGCAGAGACUAAAUUGGAAGUAUUUGGUACCGAGGCACAGACUAGAUGGAUGUGGUUGUCAUUCGUGUGUCAACCCUGCAGGAAGCAGGAAGUCUGUAGGAUGAAAAUAUAACAGAAGGAAUGCAGGAAGGAGGAUGCUCAAUCCUCCCCCCUUGCACACUUUCUUCCUCUCAGUCCACUACUCCAACAACUUUUUCCAUUUCCAGCCCACUUUUGGAAUCAAAGCCAGGGACAGACCAAAAUGGCUGGAACAAAUGAUUGGAGGAAGGGAAGGCAUGGGAGAGUUCAGUGGCCUUUUCCUGAACACUUUUUUUUACUGUUACAACAAAACAGGGGUGGGGUUUUGUGUGAACAGGGAGGAUACAGGAAAAUACAUGUCCACCACCUAGUUUGAUACUGAGCUAUAGAGACUACAAAUUGUUCUCUUUAAGGACCGUACUUCUGUAUUUGCCUCACUUUUACCACAUCAAGAAGAAUCCUAAAAAGUAACUUGUCUUCCUGUUCUUAAACAACCAACCAUCUCUAGUGCUACAUUCAAACUGCAAAAAUAGAUGAGCUGUACACAGAAGGGAGACAGACUUGUCCCCAAUGGUAGAAAUCCCACCUUUUCGUUUUAGCUACUUCUAAGUGCAAAGGGCAAUUCAAGUUUUCCUAACAAUACAAAGUUCAAAAGGUUUAGCUUUAAAAAAAAACAGUGACACAAAUCUGCAACAUUUAAAAUGCUCUUAAAUGAGUUUAAAAACCAAAAGGAUUUCCUUUGAGAUUUUGCCCACAAUUAUAAUUCCCCAUUAUACCUCUUCCCACCCCCCUGAAUAUGAAACAAAUGUAUCCAUGUUAAAGUUUUCUGCACAUAUUCAAUAUUCUGCUCAUUACAAAUAUUUCUAUUAUAGGUUAUUUCUCUGUAAUGCCUCACAGAGGUUUUGAUUGGCAUCUGGCUCCUCAGUCAUUACUUCCACAGAUUCCCAAUCCCCAGACCGGCUGGAUUUUUUAAUAGCAUCUACUACACUUUGCAUAUAGAGGCCAUCUUCAAAAGAAGCCGCCAUUGCAACCGGCUUGGGAUCCCAGGUUCGCUGGUCUUCCUGGUCCUGGAAGGACUGACGCAGAGCUUGCACCAGGUACACCAUCCCUUUGAGGUACAGAAGGGGUAUGUCUUUGAAUCCUUUUUCUGAAAGGCCUGCAUGGACAUUCAAAGAGUCUGCAAACAGGAGUUCCUCCUGGGGAGCAGUGUUCUUCUGGCCAUACAAAUCUGUCCCCCGUGCUAUAAGGCGUCCAGCUGACCCUACAAUCAUGACCUCAUGAACAAAUGACCCAGGCAUGUUGAAGUUCAGAGUCACAGUGCUACAGAUACCUCCUGACAUCAGCAUUUGGAAAAAGCAGAAAUCAUCACUUGUGACAUGGCGGAUGCCAUUGAUGGCAGAGUUCUGCUUCACAAAGGUUUUCAGUAACCCAUGAACCUUCUCUGCCUUUCGACUUGUCAAGUGAGUGAGGAGGUCUAUAAUGUAAGUCCCCAUUGUGUGCAGGCCACCCCCACCCAUCAGUUCAUCACAGAUCCAGUUGUACUUGUGGCUGAGAAGGCUUCCCCAGUACACUCGCACGUCACAGACCAGAACAUUGCCCACAUAGUGUUCUUCUAUUAACUGCUUCAUCUUGAUGAAUGCUGGUAGAAAACGCAGGACAUUGCCUACAAUGCUCAUGAGCUUGGGGUAGUAUCUGGCAGCUGUGACCAUUCUGAAAGCAUCCACAGAGGUAGCAGCUUUCUCACAGAUGACAUUCUUUCCAAUACCUGUGAAUAAAGGAGA